GUUAAAAAGCCUCAUAGAGGCCUCAACCUCAUACACACCAAACUCAACUUUCUUACGCCCAACUCUUUGCGCUGCCGCCACACCGCCUUUCUUUCACUCAGUCACCCCGCACGCGACUCGGCGAGCGCACGCGCCAUGCCCCAGUGACAGUGACAGUUGAGUUGACAUUUGACAGUGCCACCAUGAAGCUAAUACUUGUUAUGUUGGCCGUCAGCGCUGUGCUUGCGCGGGCGCAGGAGGAUUCUUUCGCGAGCUCCUUUCUUUCCGGUCUACUGGACACAUUGGACACACAAGUUGACGCCAAGAACUGCCCCGGCGUCUGCAUGCACGCCAUCGCGUCGCUCAUCUGCUCCAACGUGCUCGACGAGGUCGAGUGCCCCAACCCCUCCAUGAAGUGCUGCGUCGACGAGCCGCUAGUGCUGCGUCGACGAGCCGCUAGGUCAGUACCUCAUGUUUAUGGUCUCUUGGACGACCCAUGGUCUCUGGACACACUGGACAAGAACUGCCCCGGCGUGUGCAUGCACGCCAUCGCGUCGCUCAUCUGCUCCAACGUGCUCGACGAGGUCGAGUGCCCCAACCCCUCCAUGAAGUGCUGCGUCGACGAGCCGCUAGGCAACGACACGCUGUCGACGACGCGGCGGCCGUUUACGACGCGCUACACGACGACCGACGACGACGAGGAGGAGCCCACCACGCCCGCGCCAGACAGAUACAAAGACAGUGGUAACAUCGCGUGCCCCGGCACGUGCGUGGAAAACCGUCUUACACAAUACUGCGAGGCGUAUCUAACGUCACGGGACCUCUGCGUGUCCGGACGGUUGUGCUGCGUAGCCAAAGAUGGCUACGGGGACCGGCGGCCGUCGGACCUGGUGGUUCCUAGCGAGAAUAAGAAGCACACUAAGAGGCCUAGCACUGCUCUGACCACAACAACAGCACCGUCAAAAUACAAGGGCCCCACCCGCAAAUGCCGCGGAGACUGCAUCAGCGGACUGUUCGCUCUGCUCUGCGACCACGUGGACGAGGACGCGUAUUGUCCCGGGGAAGGGACGUGCUGCGCCACUGAACCCAAGGGAGAGCAGACUACGACCAGGCGACCGCCUACUACGCCAAGACCUACGACGCCGGCACCGCUGCCUCGCUGCCCGGGCUACUGUCUCCUCAACAUCAUGGCGGCGUUCUGUGAGCGGCCCGCCGUGCUCGUGUCGCACACGCAGUGCAAGACUAGCGGCUCCGUGUGCUGCGACAACAGCAGGCCCACAACAACGACACCAAGCACAACGCCGGCGCCGGCCGACCCGCGCCCUGACUGCCCGGGCUCUUGCAUCGUCUCACUUCUUUCCUUCACGUGCUUCCGCAACGCAGAAAUGACGGACGUGUUCAAGUGCAAGAAGGCAGGCACGCAAUGCUGCGCGCCCAAGUCUAAAGUGCUGGAGGUGACCGGUGUGCAGAGGAACGACACCUACCCCCUCGCGACUCCGCAAUACGAGCCCUACACCACCACGCCGCAUCCCACGCCCAUGAGUAAUGACCAACAAUGCUGCGCGCCCAAGUCUAAAGUGCUGGAGGUGACCGGUGUGCAGAGGAACAACACUUACCCCCUCGCGACUCCGCAGUACAAGCCCUACACCACCACGCCGCAUCCCACGCCCAUGACUGUCCCUUAUGAACCAACCUACGGCUCAACGAUAAGAGUACCGGAAAAAUACAACAAAUACGUUUGUGGAGUGAAAGGGAGUUCGUCCCGCAGCUCCCGGCGGCUCGGUCGCGUGAUGGGCGGCGAGGACGGCGAGCGCGGCGAGUGGUGCUGGCAGGUGGCGCUCAUCAACUCCCUCAACCAGUACCUGUGCGGCGCCGCGCUCAUCGGCACGCAGUGGGUGCUCACCGCGGCGCACUGUGUCACCAACAUCGUCCGCUCCGGCGACGCCAUCUACGUGCGCGUGGGAGACCACGACCUCACCCGCAAAUACGGGUCGCCCGGCGCUCAGACAUUACGCGUGGCCACCACCUACAUCCACCACAACCACAACAGCCAGACGCUGGAUAAUGAUAUAGCACUGCUCAAGCUACAUGGGAAGGCGGAGCUAAAAGAAGGAGUGUGCCUGGUGUGCCUGCCGGCGCGGGGAGUGAGCCACGCGGCGGGCAAGAGGUGCACCGUCACCGGCUACGGGUACAUGGGCGAGACUGGGCCUAUCCCACUGCGAGUGCGAGAGGCCGAGCUGCCGAUAGUCAGCGACGCAGAGUGCAUCCGGAAAGUCAACGCCGUAACUGAAAAGAUUUUCAUCCUGCCUGCCAGCUCGUUCUGCGCGGGCGGUGAGGAGGGCAACGAUGCCUGUCAGGGCGACGGCGGCGGGCCGCUGGUGUGCCAGGACGACGGGUUCUACGAGCUGGCGGGGCUGGUGUCGUGGGGCUUCGGCUGCGGCCGCCAGGACGUGCCCGGCGUCUACGUCAAGGUGUCUGCGUUCAUCGGCUGGAUCAACCAGAUCAUCUCCGUCAACAACCUAUAGUAUUAGACGUUACUAGAACUCUUCAAAAGUCCGGGGUUUUUUUACGUUCACAUUGGACUCACAGGCGGAUCACCGCGAGCCAUCAAUACGCGUCCAAUAUAUGAAUAGUGUUCACAGUUCACACUAAAGUCAGGUUCAGGUACUGGAGCCAG
Molecule: messenger RNA, 2656 nt
Organism: Cydia splendana
Lineage: Eukaryota; Metazoa; Arthropoda; Insecta; Lepidoptera; Tortricidae
Gene: mas
Product: protein masquerade
Exons: 17
Coding region: 183-2504 (773 amino acids)
Biological process (GO): proteolysis
Molecular function (GO): serine-type endopeptidase activity
Source: RefSeq, a predicted model, not a curated record